AUGUUGAUGAUGGGAUACUUCCGGGCACCGAAGCUGGGCCUGGGCGGGAGGAAGUCGUCGUCGCCGGAGAGGGACGGCCAGAGCCUGCGCGCGGCGCUGCUCCUCGACGGCGAAUCGACCGGCACGGUGCCCAAAGGGUACUUCGCGGUGUACGUGGGCGCGGAGGCUCGGCGGUUCGUGGUGCCCAUGAGCCUCCUCUGCCAGCCAGCCUUCCGGGCGCUCAUGGAGCGUGCCGCCGAGGAGUUCGGGUUCGGCCAGGCCGGCGGGCUCCGCAUCCCCUGCUGCGAGGAGGACUUCGUCGCCACCGUCGCGGCGCUCCUGCCCGAUGAGUCGAGGCAGCGGCGCCGGAGCGCGGUCGGCGGGAGGAGAAGCGCGUCGGUGAACUGGUGA
Molecule: messenger RNA, 390 nt
Organism: Lolium rigidum
Lineage: Eukaryota; Viridiplantae; Streptophyta; Magnoliopsida; Poales; Poaceae
Product: auxin-responsive protein SAUR21-like
Exons: 1
Coding region: 1-390 (129 amino acids)
Biological process (GO): response to auxin
Source: RefSeq, a predicted model, not a curated record